Messenger RNA from Arctia plantaginis, 789 nucleotides. Lineage: Eukaryota; Metazoa; Arthropoda; Insecta; Lepidoptera; Erebidae. The record is from the annotation of a GenBank genome assembly.
AUGUCAGUGACUUUGACGAAUCCCAACUUAUUUAUGACAAACCCUAUAAACCUACAAAUGAAGAGGGAAUUCGACGAAUUUACCACUGACGAAAACAAGAUGGAUCAAGUCGAUUGUAAUAAUUCCAGUGAUGGGAAUUCUGAAAGUAGUGACUUAGAAAAUAAUGGUCCAAACGAAGAUACAACAACAGCUCUGGAUUACACAGAAAACGCACUCUCUAUGAAUCCAGUAGCUGACUUUAUAAAGAAAGAAUUUCUCCCAGACCUUGAUUUCAGUAACCCAUUUAGAAAUCAAAGCUUGGGUUUUAAAAAUGGAUUCCAGAAUGCCCCAUUUCUGCUUCCGACCCAACUUUAUAAAAGUUUCCUAGCAAAUCUUGGAAAGAGAAGAAGGAAUAUGACUGACUGCUAUUCUCUUUAUUCACGGAAUAUGCUGUUUUCCAAUGGAUUUGGAUUAGAAGCGUCUGACGAUGAAGCUAAUGCUGAUAGAGUUACUGAUUCUCCUGAUGAGAAGGCGGGUGCAUCGUCAGCGUUCGUUUGGAGUGGUGGGGGGGUCACAGGUGGUGGAGGGCAGGAUCAGGCAGCCGCACAGCCCGCCGCCGUGCCGACAGGCACGUCAGGCGGCGGCGGCGCCCAAGGUCUAGUGCACUGGAUGUCGGUGAUGGCGGAGCAUAUGGGAGGGGGACACCACGACCCCUCCCAUUACGCGCUGCCUCCAUGGAACAAUGGCGGAGUUGAUAAAAAUUUAGGGAAUAUAACAAAAAAAAACUGGCGAGCUAAGUCGCUGGCAUAA